This is a messenger RNA of Leptinotarsa decemlineata (Colorado potato beetle), 861 nucleotides long. RefSeq names its product chromatin accessibility complex protein 1 (gene Chrac-16). NCBI's taxonomy places the organism in Eukaryota, Metazoa, Arthropoda, Insecta, Coleoptera, Chrysomelidae. Gene Ontology annotation, biological process: DNA-templated DNA replication; chromatin remodeling. Gene Ontology annotation, cellular component: CHRAC; nucleus. The record is from RefSeq and is a predicted model, not a curated record. Gene Ontology annotation, molecular function: protein heterodimerization activity.
GUUUGUCAUGUCAUAUACUAUUCUUCUUCUAGAGUUUGAUGUUGAGUGUUGAGUGAUUUAUUUCUUUUGUAAUUGUUAUUUCGUGUUUUGAGUGCAAAAUUGAUUUUAUUUUGUAUAAUUAGUUAUCGAAAUAUUACUUUAUUCUGAUACUUGAUUGCACAAUCUUUCGUGUUCCAGUCUUUAUAGGGUGCUGUAAAACAUUCCUCUUUUGUUUCACUCAGUAGUGCGUCUGAAGGGGUUAUGGGUUUUUAGCAUCGAUUUUUGUGCACCUAUUUACUGAAAUCUAUGCCUAAAUCAAGUGAAGUGACAAUGUCUGUAGGAAACAGCGCAAAGAAGGCACAUUUGCCGGUUUCAAGAAUAAACACCAUCAUGAAAAGUUCCUCAGACGUAGACACAGUGGACAGAGAAUCUUCCAUGAUGAUGUGCAAGGCUACUGAGUUGUUCAUAAGAACCCUCGCUUUGGAAGCUUACAAUACAGCAAAUAAAGCAAAGAAAUUAGACUAUAAGCAUCUGGCAGAAGUUGUGCAUACUGAGGAAAGGUAUAAUUUUCUGAGGGACAUCAUGCCCAAAAAAAUUACCGUUGCAGAGUACAAAAAGAUAAUGGCCAGGAAACAAGGCGCCAAUGAUAAAGAUAAAGAAGAAUCUUCAUCGAGUUCUUCAGAUGAUGAGGAAGAUUCCAGUUCAGAGGAAAGUGAUGGAAGUAGUGCUAGUGCUUGAAUGAAUAAUAUUUUUUGGAACUGUAUUAUUGAUUAUGGUUCUGUGAACCAUUUUAUACUCCUAAAAUGGGUUAUCUGUAAUGUAAAGCUUUAUGUAUCAAUUUAAAAAAAUGGUUUUUCAAAAUGAAAAAAAACUUGAGUACAA